Molecule: messenger RNA, 1704 nt
Organism: Daldinia decipiens
Lineage: Eukaryota; Fungi; Ascomycota; Sordariomycetes; Xylariales; Hypoxylaceae
Exons: 3
Coding region: 1-1704 (567 amino acids)
Source: RefSeq, a predicted model, not a curated record
AUGGCAGAGCCACAGGAAGGUGUUCCAAAAACCUACAACGAUGUCAAUAAGCCGCGUUACCGAAAUUACCGUCCCGAGGCGACGGUGAAUCGGAGGGAUCGUGCGAGCGUCAUAAUUUACAUACAGGAUAUUCCAGUUAACGCGGCCUUCCCACGCGCUGGAGCAAUAAGCCAGUUACCUGAGCCAUAUCGCCAUUACAUAAAUUAUGAACCAAUUGCAUUGGAAUAUCAGGAUGGCGGUGUUACAACGAAUGUUUAUGGUAACAACGCAGCUCGGGAGCUGCUAGGUGAAUUUGACUCGGUUAUUGAAUUUGGGAAUAGCAGGUCGCAAUGGAUCCACGAUACACUUACAGAGGCUUUCGGUCAUGAUACCUUCCGUGGCUUGACCCUCCCGGAAAUGAUGUCUCUGGUUAUCGUGUGGUGUCGGGCAUGGUUUACAGCCCGGAAUCGAUUUUUGGAAUAUGCAAUGAAUCAUACCCCCAACAUUUGGGAACGUCGUGACGUAUAUAGAGCACAUGUGAGAAGAACAAAUGCCGCCAACUACAAUCUUCACACUGCAGAUAUAGAGAUGGACGCCGUGUGGGUGUGUGUCCCGCAUUUGUACACCGAGAACUCAACGGGCGUCGACACUAGGGGUCUGACAAACGCAUCUUUCCGAGCCCUAUACCGUUUGAAUAGGGUUGAGGCUAUUGCAAUUCUGCGAAUAGCAAAACAAAAACAACCCAGUGGCCAGAGAACCAGAUACGGUCGAAUUUUCAGGUGGAUCGUUUAUUUUAUCAAUCAAUACACGAGGUGGAAGGUCACGGUUUUCGAAGAAUACAGAAAGAUGCUCCCAGAUGAUCACGCUGAAAUGGACCAUCUUGCGAUAAAGACUGAACAAACCAAUCGGUGGGAAAAUGAUGGUGGUAGGCAGAUUGAAGGUACGUAUAAACGUGUUGGCUUCGAGUCCUUGAUGCACUGGGUUCUCGAAAUGGUUCGAUAUAUCCAAGCUGGCAUAGAUAUACCAGGGCCAGUGAUAGACGAAUUUCACCGCUGCAGAAAUUGGAUUUACAACACGAUACGCCAUGCGCACUUACCUCCAAAUGGAUUUACACCAACUCACGGGCCAGUUGGCAGGGUAGAAGAUAGGAACUUCGGGACCAACACUAUAAUGAAUUUGGACGCUGGCCACUUGAGAUACGAAGUCACCAUGACCUUACCGACCGUAAACCCUAUCGGUCGAAGGGGUCCUUUAGCAGCAGUCGAAACAUAUUGCCACGAGGUCAAGAGAAUUGACCCGUCUCCGAGGGUAUUAACGGUCCCGGCGGCUCCGACGACUCAUUUUAGCGAUGAUCCAGAUCCAUCGGAUACCCAACCUCCUGCACUGAUGGCACGAGUAGUCGCAGAGUCGGACGAGGAGAUAUCUUCUGAAGACUACGACGAAGAAGAGGAGCCCCCCUACACCAUCGAAGUCCAGGACGGAGUCGCGCGGAAGUGCAGCUUGACCGCGCCCAAGGGCCGGGCUGCACGCUUGACUACCUCCGCCCUGCUGCGAGACGCGCUCUGGAGCGCUGGAUCUCUAAAGCGCCCGGCCAGGACGCCGCUGCGCUCGGUGUUUUCUGGGCGCGUAACCAAGAGGCGAAAGACCGACGAGGCUACCGCGCCCGACGUCGAGGAAGAGGAAGAGGAAGAGGAAGAGGAAGAGGAAGAGGAAGAGGAAGAAUAG